Striga asiatica is the source of this 2364-nucleotide messenger RNA. The record is from the annotation of a GenBank genome assembly. NCBI's taxonomy places the organism in Eukaryota, Viridiplantae, Streptophyta, Magnoliopsida, Lamiales, Orobanchaceae.
AUGGCUUCCUUACAUUCUCGAUCAAACAGUUUCCCAUCCCAAUCUCAUCCCAUAAUCAAUGAUAUCCAAAAUAAAUUGGAAAGGCUAAAGGCCUCAAAAGCCACGUCAACAUCUUCAAUCUGUGCAAACUUGGCCAGCCUUAAAGAUUUAUAUGAUGUCAUCAAUGACAUGAUCCAGAUGCCGAUAGUCCAGCAGACCAUCCUUCACGAACAAGGUCAAAGUUGGAUUAACGAGCUUCUCGAUGGUUCUCUAAAGCUGGUCGAUGUUUGCAGUAUUUCAAGAGAUAUUGUUCUGUUAACUAAGGAAUCAGUUCAAGAGCUUGAAUCCUCAGUUAGGAGAUCAGCAGAUGGAGUCAAUGCUUAUGUGGCGUCUAGAAAGAAAGUCAACAAGAUGGUCAACAAAUGUAUCAAGAAUUUGAAUUUCUCUAAACAAAAUAGUUCAUCACUCCCAGUGAUUGGGAAAAUGCUAAAAGAGGCAGAGUCACUUGAUUUGUCUAUUCUGAAGUCUGUAUUGAUGCUAUUGUCCGGGGAAAUUGAAAAGUCGAACAGAAAGAGUUGGUCGUUGCUUUCAAAGUCCACUCAAAGAGGUUUUACAAAUGAUUUGUGUUUGUCGAACAUUCACAAGUCAUAUAAAAGCAUGGACAGCAAAACCAUGUUGGCGCAGUUGAAAGCGUCAGAAAUGAGCAUUCAAGAAAUUGAAGAGUGUUUGGAAGCCUUGUUUAGAAGUUUGGUUAAAAUUAGGGUUUCUCUUCUUAAUUUUCUAACCAAAAUGGCUUCCUUACAUUCUCGAUCAAACAGUUUCCCAUCCCAAUCCCAUCCCAUAAUCAAUGAUAUCCAAAAUAAAUUGGAAAGGCUAAAAGCAUCACAAGCCACAUCAACAUCUUCAAUCUGUGCAAACUUGGGCAACCUUAAAGACAUAUAUGAUGGCAUUAAUGAUAUGAUCCAGAUGCCCACAGUCCAGCAGACACUCGUUCGUGAAAAUGGUCAAACUUGGAUUAACGAGUUACUUGACAGUUCUCUCAAGCUCGUUGAUCUCUGCAGUAUUUCAAGGGAUAUUGUGGUGUUAACUAAGGAAUCAGUUCAAGAGCUUGAAUCCACUGUCAGGAGGCAAGCAGAUGGUGUCAAUGCUUAUGUGGCGUCUAGAAAGAAAGUCAGCAGGAUGGUCAACAAAUGCAUCAAGGAUCUGAAGAGCUCUAACAAAACUCUUUCAGAACUCCCACACAUUGGAAAAGUACUAAAAGAAGCAGAAUCGCUUGAUUUAUCAAUCCUAAAGUCUGUAUUGAUCCUUGUGUCCGGGAAAAAGGAGACAUCAGACAAGAAAAGGUGGUCGAUUUUGCUUACAAAGUCGAACGAAACCGACGAACUUUGUGCAUUGAAAAUCCACAAGUCACCAAAAAACAUGGACAGGAAAACCAUGUUGAAGGAGUUAAGCGCAUCAGAAAUGAGCAUCAAGGAAAUUGAAGAGUGCCUUGGGGCGUUGUUUAGAAGUUUAGUCCGAAAGUUUCUCUUCUUAAUAUUCUUAGCCAUUAGCCUUACUUUGGAUUCCAUUAUAUUUUUACUAAUCGACCACAAUUUCCCAUCUCAAUCACACCCAAAAGUAAACAAUGUUGAAGAUCAUUUGGAGAGGCUAAAGGCCUCACAAGCCGCAUCAACUUCUUCAAUCUGUGCAAACUUGGCUAGCCUUAGAGAUUUACACGACAGCAUCAAUAUUAUGAUCCAGAUGCCUUCUAUCCAACAUGAGUUCACUUGUGAAAAAGGUCAAAAUUGGAUAAACGAGUUGCUUGAGCGAUCUCUAAGGCUAGUCGACCUUUGUGGUGUUUCUAGAGACAUUGUCCAGCUAACAAAGGAAUCUGUACAAGAUCUUGAGUCCUCUCUUAGGAGGAACAAAGUCAACACAGCCACAUCAGAUGAUGUUAGUGAGUAUGUGGAGUCGAGAAAAAAGAUCAAAAAGAUGGUCAACAAGUGCAUCAACAACUUGAAGACCUCAAACAAAAACACAGCAUUACUCUCACCCAUUGGGACUAUUCUAAAAGAAGCAGAGUCCCUUGAUUUAUCAAUCCUCAAGUCUGUAUUGAUAGUCUUGUCUGGGAAAAAAGAGUCAUCAGGCGAGAAAAGAUGGUCGGCAAUGAUUUCAAAGAUGACUCAAACCAGACACGUGGAUUCUCAGAUGAAGCAAGAAAGUGAAGCUGAGGAUCUUUUUAUGUUCAACAUUGACAAGUCACUGAAAAACGUGGACAGAAAAAUCUUGUUGAAGCAGUUAAAAGCAUCGGAAAUGACCAUUAAAGAAAUUGAAGAGUGCUUGGAUGCCUUGUUCAGAAGUUUAGUGAAAACUAGAGUCUCUCUCCUUAAUGCUCUCAGCCUUUAG